Messenger RNA from Hemicordylus capensis (graceful crag lizard), 8209 nucleotides. RefSeq names its product slingshot protein phosphatase 1 (gene SSH1). Gene Ontology annotation, biological process: actin cytoskeleton organization; protein dephosphorylation; negative regulation of actin filament polymerization. NCBI's taxonomy places the organism in Eukaryota, Metazoa, Chordata, Lepidosauria, Squamata, Cordylidae. Gene Ontology annotation, molecular function: protein tyrosine/serine/threonine phosphatase activity; actin binding. The record is from RefSeq and is a predicted model, not a curated record. The coding region runs from base 196 to 3342 and encodes 1048 amino acids. Gene Ontology annotation, cellular component: cytoplasm. The transcript is spliced from 14 exons.
CUGUUAGGGCAAGUGCUUUCUCCAGGCAGGAUAUUGGGGAGGGGGGUGCACGCCGUGUUCCCGUAAGUAGCCUCCGCAAACUUGGAGGUUUCUUUCUUUCCCUUCUUGGAGUAAUUGGCCAGCCUUCCCUCCUCCUCCUUUUAUCUUGCCAAAAAAACGUUCCGGAGCAAAAGGAUGUGACUCGGACCGUUGGUUAUGAACCUUUCUGAUUUUGCUGACUUCUGCUUCUCGUUUGGGCCGGCACGAUGCUUCUGCUGCUCCAAGAAAUCCCGUCCCAAGCACUUGAGCGAAAGCUUUUUUAUGGUGAAGGGUGCCGCGCUCUUCCUCCAGCAAGGAAACAGUCCACAAGGCCCGCGGAGUCUCCCUCACCCUCACAAACAUGCAGGUGACUUGCCCCAGCACCUUCAGGUGAUGAUCAACCUCCUUCGCUGUGAAGACAGGAUCAAACUGGCCGUUCGUUUAGAAAGUGCGUGGACAGACCGAGUGAGGUAUAUGGUGGUUGUCUAUAGCAGUGGGCGCCAAGAUACAGAAGAGAACAUCUUGCUGGGAGUGGACUUUUCCAGCAAGGAGAGCAAAAGCUGCACCAUCGGGAUGGUUCUGCGGCUGUGGAGCGACACGAAGAUCCACCUGGAUGGUGAUGGCGGGUUUAGUGUCAGCACCGCAGGGAGGAUGCACAUCUUCAAGCCUGUUUCGGUACAAGCAAUGUGGUCUGCCCUGCAGAUCCUCCACAAGUCUUGCGAAGUUGCUCGGAGGCACAACUACUUCCCCAGCGGCAUGGCGCUCGUCUGGGCCACGUACUACGAGAGCUGCAUCGCCUCCGACCAGAGCUGCAUCAACGAGUGGAACGCCAUGCAGGACCUGGAGUCCACCCGCCCCGACUCACCAGCUUUAUACGUGGACAAGCCAACUGAGAGGGAGCGGGCAGAACGGCUCAUCAAGGCCAAACUCCGGAGUAUCAUGAUGAGCAAAGAUCUGGAGAACGUCACCUCCAAAGAAAUUCGGAACGAGCUGGAGAAGCACAUGAGCUGCAACUUGAAAGAGUUCAAGGAAUUCAUUGACAACGAGAUGCUGCUGAUCCUGGGCCAGAUGGACAAGCCCUCCCUCAUCUUCGACCACCUCUACCUGGGGUCUGAGUGGAACGCCUCCAACCUGGAGGAGCUCCGGGUCUCUGGCGUCGACUACAUCUUAAACGUCACCAGGGAGAUUGACAAUUUUUUCCCGGGCUUGUUUGCCUACCACAACAUCAGAGUCUACGACGAAGAGACGACAGACCUCCUUGCCCACUGGAAUGAGGCCUACCACUUCAUCAACAAAGCCAAGAAAAACCGCUCCAAAUGCCUGGUGCACUGCAAAAUGGGUGUGAGCCGCUCUGCCUCCACAGUCAUUGCGUAUGCCAUGAAGGAGUUUGACUGGUCCUUGGAAAAAGCCUACAACUACGUGAAGCAGAAGCGCAGCAUUGCCAGGCCCAACGCCGGCUUCAUGAGGCAGCUCCUCGAAUACGAGGGCAUUUUGGAUGCCAGCAAACAGCGCCAUAACAAGCUGUGGAAGCAGCAGUCGGAGGACAGCCUCCCCCAGAGCUUGGACGGCCCCGGCGGGCCGAGCGGCUUCCUGCUGGGGGGCCUGGAGGUGGACCUGGACCCUGCUUGCCAGCCCCCCUGCGCGGACCCCCGAGCGCCCCCGGAAGCCGUGGGCUUCCAUUACUGCUUCCGGCGCCUCUCCGACUCCUUGCCCGGCAGCAGGGACUCCUUUUUCCAGGUGGAGGACCUGGAGAGAGACGUGCUCCUGGAAGAGGCCGGCUCAGCGGCUGCCCUGCCCCUCCCGGAGCCCUCGGCCCGGCCCGAAGCAGGAGAGCUGACGGGCAGGGAGGAAGCGGAAGGGCCCGCGGUCGGGGAGAAGGCCCCUGAGGAUGGAGCCCUUCCUCGGCUUGGCGGCUCAGAGGAAGAAGGCGGCCGAGAGGAGAAGCCCGUGGAGAGGUGGCAGCAGGAGGAGAGCCGGCUGAACUGCGAGAACCUCAACAACAACAGCAGCAGCAGCAGCAAAAGGAGCUGCCCGGAGGACUUUGAGCACGACGCCAUCUUUGGAAUCCUCAGCAAGGUGAAGCCUCCCUACAAGUCUUGUGCCGACUGCAUGUAUGCCUCCACCGGCGUCUCCGCCACCGAGGCCUUUGGAGAGCCCCGCGAGGGCCCGUGUCCAGUUCCUCCAUGCCCCAGCUCCACCGUCUGCACUCAGCCCUCGUUCCUCCCGCACGGCGCCCCCGCCUUUCUGGAGCAGACCUUUUGCGAGUCCUCUGCCAGGGAAAUCCGCAGAGCGAAAACCCACAGCUUGCCUUCGGUGCUGGCAGCUGGGGACGUGCCGGAUAUCGAGGCUGGUAAGCCCGCCGCCGGCUGGCAAUGUGAGACUUUGGAGAAGGUCAGAGACCUGCCCAAGACGCCCGCCGGGGCCUUGCCUGGCCAGAGGCAUUCCCUCUGCGAGAAGAGCCUCAGUGAAGUGCCGAAAGAGGACUCUCCGCCGAGGAAAGAUCUCCGGCAGACGAAAGACCUGAAGUACUUGCUGUUCAGUAAGGAGUUGGAAAAGCCAACCGCCAACAGUUACUUAAUGCAGCAUCAAGAGUCCCUCCUUCAGCUCCAGAAAGCCGGCUUGGUCCGGAAGCACACCAAAGAACUGGAGCGCCUGAAAAGCCUGCCGCCCGAGACGGCCGUGCAGGCCCGGGAGAGCCCCGGCGGCCUGGCAGACGCCACCAUCCCCGAGGAGAGCCAAGAGCUGAUGGCCCACGAGGGCCAGCUCCCUCUCCUGGGGCCGCCGCUCUCCGUCCCUGCAGAUGCAGAGCUGGACGCCCAGAAGCUGCAGAAAGCGCUCCUCGUGGGAGGGGUCUCUCAGAAGACCUCCACGCCCGUCCUGUGCAAAACAGACCACAUGAGCAGCUUCACGAAGGACUUCCUCAAGACCAUCUGCUACACGCCGUCGUCCUCGCGGAGCUCCAACCUGACGCGGAGCUCCAGCAGCGACAGCAUCCACAGCGUCCACGGGAAGCCCGGCCUGGUGAAGCAGCGCACCCAGGAGAUCGAGACCCGGCUGCGGCUGGCCGGCCUGACGGUCUCGUCCCCUCUGAAGCGCUCCAAUUCUCUUGCCAAGCUGGGGAGCCUCGACCUCUCCUCCGAGGACUUGACGAGCGACGCGGACCUCUCUGCGCUGACGGACUCGAGAGAGGCUCAGCCCAGCCGUUCCUCGGGGCCCUGUGAUCAUCCCCGGGCCCCUCUGAAGGACACGGGAGCAGGCGCCAAACUCUUGGCCAGAUCCACCACGGGGCAGUUGAGGAGCAUGCUGUGGAUGGGGAAAAGCUGACACACUUGUAACCUUUUUUUUAAAAAAAGCUGUUCCUUUUAUAUUGGUCUCCGCUAAAUGCAAUUUUAGCAUCUUAAAAAAAAAAAGAAGAGAUUGCUCAUUCCCGUUCCGUGCUGUAAGCGGAGGGUAGGACCAGGCCGUGGGGUACUUUCCGACAAGGGCAAAGAAGCCUGAGAGAAAAAAGCACGCAAGGCGCCGGCAUGUAGAGCGUGGAUUCCUGUUCCUCCACAGCCGUAUCGGGGCAGCAUCGCUUCGUACAUUCUCCACACCUCCGAGUCGCGCCCUCCCCCCCAUUCCCUCCCCCCCCCCGGUAGCUUCAGCUGAACAGAAGUUUAAUCUCCAAGAGACCCUGGUGGAAAUCGCCCAAGAGGGCAACAGUAAUUGCUACCUCCAUGUAUUUAUAUAGUUGGGUCUUUUAAAAAAUCUUGUUCUGAAGUUGAUUUUUUUUAAAAACCGAGAACAGUCAUUUGUCAGUUAACGCUUGCCAUUGCUGUCUGUAAAAGCUUGAUCAAAAAGAUGAUCAAGAUUCCGCUUCGGUGGGUUUCUUUGACUGUCUGGACGACGGUUGGGUCGCUUCUAGUGCUGUGCGCAGGUGCUGUGAUGCCAAGCCUUCUUCUCCCAGAGAGGCGUCUCCUUGGUCAGGUGAUCGGGCUGGUGUGGAGCUGUUCCGUUCGUACCGAUGAGGUGGUGACCAAGAAUCCUUGUAGAUCUCUUUGGUUCUAACAUCCAGAACCAAACAUGGCGUGCUUUCUUCAGCUUGCCGCAGAGAUAAGAAAGUUGUGGGUCAUCUCAGGAAUCCAUUUCUGGCCUGUGGACCAUCCAGGCCGACGGGGUGGUUUUUCUCUCCUCUCUUGUUUAGGUGCCAUGGGCCUGGGCAGGGUAGCAGAGCGGACGAAGGGCUCUUCUUGGCUUUGGGGGUCCGUGUCUCGUCUGUGGUGUGAUGGGGCAAAUGUUACUUGAAGCACUUCUUCUUUUCAAAGAGGCUGGGGGGGGUGUCUUUGGGGCCAAAAGCCGAGGUCUCUCUUGGUUUGGAAGCACUUCCCAACAAGGGCAGCUGUGUGGCGUCAGCCGUGUUCAGUACGGUGCGAAGGUCCGGGAAAGAUGGGCCUUUGAUCACUCUUGCUCCUACACUGGAGUUAAAUUCCUCAGCACCAGCCACAAGGAGACACUAUUGGGAACCCCCAGACCUUUUCGUAGCAAGCAACACAUCACAGCAAGGGUGCCAGCAGCUAGCCAGUUUCCAGGCUGCGAGCCAGACUUGAGUGCCAAGGAGGACCGGAGCACUUCCGAUAUUAUUUCGGAGGUCUUCCCUGGCCAUGACAGCCACCCGCCCCUCCCAUCCAAACAGCCCACCCACGGCCCAAGGGGUGAUUUCCUGGCUCCGGGCGGGUAGGCAAGUGCUUCUGGCGAACCAGUAUAGCUUGUGCUGCCUUUCAUUGGUUGCGUUUGCUUAGGGCAGCCAAGACUAUCUGGGGGUCAGGCUGCGGGGGGAAUCACAGGAUCGCUACUUGAGGCCCUGUGAUGAUCAUAGAUCCUUUUGCAAACCCAUAUCCUUGACCUGCUUUCCCCAGUCGGUGGCGAAGCCGCUUGCAGCUCUGGGGGGCGGGGGGGGGCACGCAAAAAGACCUCCCACUCGGGGGUGGCACGGUCCUCUUUUCAGAGGGGAGAGCCAGGGCACAACUUUCGGGACUCCUUUCUCUUUGCAAAGCACGAGGAGGCAGCUGGGAGAACCCGUGCCCAGGUGCGUUCGGCCAAGAACACCGUCCCUUGCCUGGGAGUGCGGGGCAGGGACAGACCAGGAAGGCUUGCAUGUGUGUUCGGAGAAGUUCCCGUUCCCAAGUUAGUGGGAGGUUUCUCUUCCUCUCCCAAGACAGAACAAUCUCGGAUUGUGUACAUCUGGGGCUCUCUUCCCAACAAUCUUAGAUGACAAAUACUCAAUGUGAAAAAUCACUGCUGCAGUUGAACACACAUUCCUCUGGACCCCACCGUGUGUGGGGUGUGUGUGUGUGUGUGAGAGAGAGAGGAGUAUAUUUAGACGAAGGCAUCUGAUGCCAGAUUCAAGCUCUCUGUACUGUACUGAUUUUUGUGUCAAGGGGACACUUAAGGCGGUGGCAAGUUCUGACGGGCUGAUCGGUUAAUUUCUGCAUUUGAAAAUGUUGCCAUGGGUCGUGGCUGGCUUCAGGGAGAAGAAAAAAGUGUCUGUGUUGGGAGAGAUGUGGCAGUUUACCUGCGCACAGUGGUUCUGAAGGAGCAGAGUGCAUCCUGUUUGGGGAAAAUUCAAAACAAAACCCGUUUGUAGUCCAUGCUAAGAAAUGCCGAAUCGGUUUCAGAACCUUCUCCUGAACUGUGCUAUCCUCAGACGAUCAGCCUGGGAGUGCUUUCUCCCAGCAGCAGGAUCCUUGUUUCUGGGUGGCAGAGUUCUGGCCAGCUCGCCCUUGGCGCAUCUGCUGAUCGGCAGCUCAGCGCACAACCAGCCCCUCCCAUCACCUCUGGCUAUGUUGAUUUGGGGUUUAGGGGUUGGUUGUGCAGAGCGACUUCAUAUCUAGCGUGUCCAAGUACUGUAUUUUAUUUAUUUCCUUAUCUUAUUGAAUUUCUAUACUGCCAAUGUAGGUGGUGUACAGAUUCGGACAUAAUAUAAAAUAUGAAACAUUUUAAAUCCAUAAAACAAAUAACAAUCACAGUCGAUAAGAACACGAUGAAAUUUCAAAAAUCAGAUUUCAGUUAAAAGCCUGGGGAGAUAGGUCAGUCUUCAGGGUUGUCCCCCUGGAGGCUCAAAAUAUCCUCUCAAUAUGGCCAGAACCCGAUCCGAAACUGCCCCCGGGAGCUGGACCUGCUCUGGUGUGGCAGCGGGUGGCCGGGAUGGAGCCUCAACUUGAUUGUUUUCAUCGCAGGCGGGGGGCAGAGGCAUCCAGCACUGCCGCUGGGGGUUGUGGGGGCGGAGAGGGGGGCUAAAUUUAUGAUAACCUACUGACGACAGGUGUCCCCCUUUGGGAGGUGAUGGCCUCAGGUGCCCCGCUUCGGGUCCAUGCCCGCAGCAUCCUCACCUGUGCCUCUCUGCAGGCAUGUGAUGAAAACAUUGUAGAUGGUGUUUUCAGGGCUGGAGAUCCUUGUAAUACGCAAAGCAAAAUCCAUUGAGUGUUCCUUGUUUGGUCCCCUGGUGAACGUCCGUCUGGUUGGUGUGCUCUCUGUCUUCAGAAGCUGUCACAUGUGGGGUUUUCUCCAGGUUAUCUUCAACCCGGCUUGCCAAUACAUCUUGGAAACAGGACAUGAAGGAGUCCAGUCCAAGGGUUCUGUUUACUCCUACCUCUGCUGUGCCGCUUGUGAACAGAGAGAGGAAACCAAUCUAGAAAUGCCCCUCCAGGAAGGUCGGGCACUUAAUCUUAACAAUAUGAGGAGCCCUCUUGUGACCUGGCAGACUUGGCUGCUCUGAGAGCCAAAUCCUGUGGUCCUCUGUCUCCACUUGCGACUUCCGUUUCCAGGGAGUUCUUGCAAGCACUAAUUGCAUGGGCCAAUAUAUAUUUUUGUUUCUUUUGGAAGGUGGCUGUGUUUGAUGCUCUCUUCCUGUUCAACUGAAGGUCCAAGCCUGCUUUAGUAUAUCUCAGGUCUACAUUGAACGUCAAACAAACAAACAAAAACUUUUUAAAGCCAAUGGAAGCAUCUACCCUUUAGCAUGCCAUUUCCAGGAUAUUUCUUUUUUAUCCCCAAGUAGCAGAACUUUGUGCAGACUGAUGCUUGAAAAGGUAGCUGCUUUAUUUUCUUCCGUAUCGGUGGUAGAGAGGUUUCCCCUUUUCUUUUUCUUUUAUCAUUGAGUGCCUUGCAAAUGGUUUACAAAUACUGUGUAUUUAUGUGAAGCUCUUGUUCUCAUCUUAGUACUUUGGUAAUCAUGGUGCCAUUAUGGUACACAUCAUGCUUGCAUCCUUGGGUGAUCCUCUCCAUUUGGAAUUGCUAACCGGUGUCAUUUUAAGAAGCUGUCAGGGAUGGUUUGAAAUUUGUUUUUAAAAAUGGCUGUCCUCAUACACCACUGUGGGAUUAAUCUAUGCAGACACCGAGGGAACCUCAGGUUUCCCAAAGGUGGAGAAACCUUUGCCCUCUCCACCUGAUGAAAAUGGAACCUGGACCUUUGUGCCAACAUGCCUCCCAGCUAAAAAUAAAAUAAAAUAAAAUAAAAUGCACAAACCAUUGAGACGAAAUGCUUCCUGAAUGCUUUUCAUAAGAAGCCCCAUCUUGGUUCCGGUUUCUUGCUCCGCUUGCUUCUCAGAUAAUUGCAACGUUUUUGAGUUGCAAAUAUAGGUUGGCUUUUUUCGCCAGAAGGUAAAUCAAAGCCCAUGGAUGAGCCCCUGUUUCUAAAACUGGGGGUUGGUCCAGACACUGGCCAUGUGGGAUGGGGCCCCAGGACCGUACGUACCCCCCCCUCCCCAAAAAACGGAGAGAGACGGAGGCAAAAGAGUGCAGGAAGGAUGACUGAGAUCAAUCAGGUCCAUGUUGAUUCCUGCGCGGCUUAGGCUGAGACGUGUGCUACUUCAUAAAUUGGCAGACGGAUGGGCACGAUCCCUCAAAGUGUGGUACCUUGCCGCAAAGAUGUCGGCUAUAAGCGAGCCCAUCCGCAUCUCCACGGGGGGUAUCGGUGAGAGACCGUGGACAGAAAUUGGCCACAACAGACUGUGUUACUGACUCCUUGUUUUCUCAACUCUGAUUGUGUUUUAUAUUUAAAGACGCAGGAUUUUUUUUUGUACUGUACAUUCACAGUAGGGGGAUGCAUAAUGCACUUUUGUUUUUGUUUUUUUUGUUUUUUACUUUUUGUGGGUAAAAGUGUACUGUAUUACGUGCUUCUUGUGAGGAAACAAUUAAAACAAAAGGUUGUUUACAA